Schistosoma mattheei is the source of this 327-nucleotide messenger RNA. The record is from the annotation of a GenBank genome assembly. NCBI's taxonomy places the organism in Eukaryota, Metazoa, Platyhelminthes, Trematoda, Strigeidida, Schistosomatidae.
AUGAGACGUGUUGUUAUUCAAUGUCAACACGAUGACGAUAUUCCAAUAAUAAUGGAAAUAAUCAAUUCGUAUGGAGGAAGUUUAAUUCGACCACAGUCACCUCAAAGAUUCGAUAUGAUUCAUGUGGAUUUAUCAGAAGAAAAUGAAACAACAUUAAGUGAUUUUGUCAAGGAAUUACAAAAUGAGCUGAUUUCUAUCAAAUGUGAAAAGCAUGUUCAAAUUGCUUGCGAUGAAUCUAACCGUUUUCCAACAUUUAAUCAAAUUGAACAUUUACUUAAGGCUUGCAAAACAAAAAUGUUCCGUCUUUGUUCUUACAGAAUUAAUUAA